Theobroma umbraticum is the source of this 969-nucleotide messenger RNA. It is a transcript of the gene TPI, whose product is annotated as triosephosphate isomerase. The record is from RefSeq and is a predicted model, not a curated record. Lineage: Eukaryota; Viridiplantae; Streptophyta; Magnoliopsida; Malvales; Malvaceae. Gene Ontology annotation, biological process: glycerol catabolic process; glyceraldehyde-3-phosphate biosynthetic process; glycolytic process. Gene Ontology annotation, molecular function: triose-phosphate isomerase activity. Gene Ontology annotation, cellular component: cytosol.
CUUCACUCACCGUAAAGCCGAAGCCAGAAGCCAGAAGCCAGAAGCCGAAAGCCAAAAGCCAAAAACCAAAGAAGUUUGAGAUUUGGUGAUUUUCGUGAUCGUCGGGAAAAAAAAAUGGGAAGAAAGUUCUUCGUUGGCGGUAACUGGAAAUGCAAUGGAACGACUGAACAAGUGAAGAACAUAGUAAGCACUUUGAAUGGAGGAGGGGUGCCGUCUCAGGAUGUUGUUGAAGUUGUCAUUAGCCCUCCGUUUGUGUUCCUUCCUUUGGUCAAAGAUUUAUUGAGGCCUGACUUUCAUGUUGCUGCCCAAAAUUGUUGGGUCAAGAAAGGAGGUGCCUUUACCGGCGAGGUUAGUGCAGAGAUGCUUGUCAAUUUGUGCAUUCCUUGGGUCAUUAUUGGUCACUCUGAGAGGAGGCUUAUUCUGAAGGAGUCAAAUGAGUUUGUUGGGGAUAAGGUUGCUUAUGCACUUUCUCAAGGUUUGAAGGUGAUAGCUUGUAUUGGGGAGACACUUGAGCAACGUGAAGCAGGAUCUACUACGGAGGUUGUUGCUGCACAAACUAAAGCAAUUGCAGCAAAAGUAUCAAACUGGGCAGAUGUCGUUUUGGCCUAUGAGCCUGUAUGGGCUAUUGGAACUGGGAAGGUUGCUACUCCAGCUCAAGCUCAGGAAGUACAUUCUGAGUUAAGGAAAUGGCUUCAAGCAAACGUCAGUCCAGAAGUUGCUGCAUCAACCCGGAUUAUUUAUGGAGGAUCUGUCACUGCUGCAAACUGCAAGGAACUAGCAGCUCAGCCUGAUGUCGAUGGUUUUUUGGUUGGUGGAGCUUCAUUGAAGCCGGAGUUCAUUGAUAUUAUCAAGUCUGCUGAGGUCAAGAAGAACGCCUAAGUUCUAGUUUGAAGCUUUUACGUUGGGGGUACUUGCAAGAGCUGUUGUUAGGGGAGGUAUAGAAUCUGUUUCAUAAGAGUUUGAAAUGUA